This is a messenger RNA of Huiozyma naganishii CBS 8797, 438 nucleotides long. RefSeq names its product Coa6p (gene COA6). The transcript has a single exon. Gene Ontology annotation, cellular component: mitochondrion; mitochondrial intermembrane space; respiratory chain complex IV. The coding region runs from base 1 to 438 and encodes 145 amino acids. NCBI's taxonomy places the organism in Eukaryota, Fungi, Ascomycota, Saccharomycetes, Saccharomycetales, Saccharomycetaceae. Gene Ontology annotation, biological process: mitochondrial respiratory chain complex IV assembly. The record is from RefSeq and is a predicted model, not a curated record.
AUGUUUUUUGGCAGGUCCGCUGAGUCCCCCGCGGCAAGCAACACCCGGAGCGGCAGACGUGCGUGCUGGGACAGCAGGGACAGGUUCUUCCAGUGUCUGGACGCCCUCAGAGUGGUUGACCCCCAGGCGGCAGACGUCCAGUCGAAGGUCAAGAGCGAGUGUGGCAGGGAGCGACAGGCCUUCCAAGACAGCUGCCUGCACAGCUGGUUUGUGUACUUCCAGGAGAAGCGUGUGGCAGACUGGAAGAAGAACCAGUACGUGAUGAAGAUAGAGCGAGAGGCGGCCUCGGCGCCGCCCCAAACCCUAAGUAAGAUAGCACGUAUCCCUGUAAAUACCAGUUUAUUCUUUCGCCUUCCACCCUGUUCUGCGCCGUCCCGGUUCGGUUCCCCCGCAAACUCCGGUUUCGCCACUACUCCCUGCGGUUCCUGUUUCGGCUAA